This is a messenger RNA of Clunio marinus, 2347 nucleotides long. The record is from the annotation of a GenBank genome assembly. Lineage: Eukaryota; Metazoa; Arthropoda; Insecta; Diptera; Chironomidae.
AUGCGAUCCGAAUGUUGCAAUUUGGAACAGAAAAUGAAUACGCUUGGAAAGGUUGCAAAUGCUGAAAUAAGGAGACCUAACGAUCGAGUAAUCAUUCUUGAUGCUGGUGCUCAAUAUGGCAAAGUAAUUGACAGAAAAAUCCGUGAACUUCAAGUUGAAUCGGAAAUUUUGCCAUUAGCCACAACAGCACAAUACAUAAAAGAUCAGGGAUUCAAAGCUAUUGUUAUCUCAGGUGGACCGAACUCUGUGUAUGAUAUCGAUGCACCGAAGUAUGAUCCUGACAUCUUUAAAAUCGGUCUUCCGAUCCUCGGUAUCUGUUAUGGUCUUCAAAUGAUCAACAAAGAAUUCGGUGGUUCAGUACAUAAGAAAAACCUACGUGAAGAUGGUCAAAUUAAUAUUCAAGUUGAUCCAUCAUGUCCUUUGUUUUCAAGCCUUCAAAGUACACAAUCAGUUCUUCUCACACAUGGUGAUUCCAUCGAACGAAUUUGUGACAAAUUCAAGGUUUGUGCGACGAGCUCUUCUAACAUUAUCGCUGGAAUUUACAACGAACAAGGGCGUAUUUAUGGUGUUCAGUUCCAUCCUGAAGUUGAUCUCACUCUUCAAGGUAAAAAAAUUCUCGCAAAUUUCCUUUUCGAUAUUGCAAAACUCACAGCAAACUUCACAAUGGGUGGAAGGAAAGAAGAAUGUAUUCGAUAUAUUCGCGAGAAAGUGGGAAAUAAUAAAGUUUUGCUUCUGGUCAGCGGAGGUGUUGACUCAACAGUGUGUGCUGCUCUCCUACGUGUUGCUUUACAACCAAGUCAAGUGAUGGCUGUUCACAUUGAUAAUGGAUUCAUGAGAAAGAAUGAAUCUGAUAAUGUUGAGCGAUCGUUACGUGAAAUAGGAGUGAAUUUGGUAGUUAAACGAGCAUUUCAUCAAUUCAUUAAAGGAACAACGACAGUAAAAAUGCCAGGAUCACUUUAUACAACUGAGACGCCAUUGCUUAGCAUGACAGUAAAUCCUGAAGAUAAACGAAAAAUAAUUGGCGAUGUGUUCAUUAAAGUGUCGAAUGAAGUUCUUCGCGAAAUGAAUUUGAAUCCUGACGACGUUUUCUUAGCUCAAGGAACACUUAGACCAGAUUUAAUUGAAUCAGCUUCAGCUAUGGUAAGCUCAAAAGCCGACACGAUCAAGACACAUCAUAAUGAUACAGAAUUAGUAAGAAAGCUUAGAGACGAGAAUCGAGUAAUAGAACCAUUACGUGAUUUCCACAAAGACGAAGUACGACAACUUGGAUAUGAUCUUGGAUUACCAACGCAUCUUAUUGAACGACAUCCGUUUCCGGGGCCUGGUCUUGCAAUUCGUAUUGUCUGUGCAGAUGAUGCUUAUAUUGAGAAGGAUUUUAGUGAGACUCAAGUUGUCGUCAAGCUUAUUGUUGAUUACGCUGAGAAAGUGAAGAAGAAUCACGCACUCCUUAAUCGAGUAUCAGGUGUAACAACAGCCGACGAGCAGCUUGAAUUAUGUCGAAUUUCAAGUAACAUCGUACUCUCAGCAACAGUUUUACCAAUAAGAAGUGUCGGUGUACAAGGCGACCAACGAAGUUACAAUUAUGUUGUUGGUCUUUCUAGUGAAACGCAACCAAACUGGCAAGAUAUGAUAUUUCUUGCACAACUUAUUCCUCGUAUAUUACACAAUGUUAAUCGAGUUUGCUUUAUUUUUGGAUCGCCUGUUAUUUAUCAAAUCACUGAUGUGACGCACACAUUUUUAAGUAAAUACACGUUGGGACAAGUUCGACAAGCAAAUCACAUUGUGAACACGAUUCUUGACGAGUAUAAUUUAACAAAAAGCAUUUCACAAAUGCCUGUCGUUCUAAUACCGUUGCACUUUGAUCGUGAUCCUGUUGAUCGUAAACCAUCAGCACAAAGAUCGAUUGUUCUUCGUCCCUUCCUUACGAAUGACUUCAUGACCGGCAUGCCUGUUAUUCCUGGAAGUGAUAAGCUCCCGAUACAUGUAAUCGAGAGAAUGGUAACAGAGAUUCUUAACAGCGUUCCAGGAAUUUCUAGAGUUCUUUAUGAUCUUACCAGUAAGCCACCAGGUACCACAGAAUGGGAGUGAAGUUGAGAGAGAUUGAUAGAAAAUUAUAACAGCGAUCAAGUUGGAAUUGAAAUGCAAAUGUCGACAGAUUCUUUGAAUGUUAAAGAAUCGAAUAUGUUAAACUGAAGUGCUAAGGUUUCAGGAUUGCAUAACUAGGAUCAUAACGAUUAUAAAAUUAAAACAAAAAGAUGUUAAUAUAAUUUAAAUCCCUGAUUGUCUUUACUGCAAAUGAUUUUUUUGUCAUUAAAAAGGAAAUAAAAUUUUAUCAAUUAAAAAUCUA